This is a messenger RNA of Alosa alosa (allis shad), 5138 nucleotides long. RefSeq names its product protein kinase C and casein kinase substrate in neurons protein 1-like. The record is from RefSeq and is a predicted model, not a curated record. Gene Ontology annotation, cellular component: cytoplasm; plasma membrane; endosome. Gene Ontology annotation, molecular function: phospholipid binding; protein binding. The transcript has 11 exons. The coding region runs from base 340 to 1731 and encodes 463 amino acids. Gene Ontology annotation, biological process: neuron projection morphogenesis; regulation of endocytosis; positive regulation of dendrite development. NCBI's taxonomy places the organism in Eukaryota, Metazoa, Chordata, Actinopteri, Clupeiformes, Clupeidae.
GUAACGACAGCCAUGAGUUGAACCAUCCCCCAUCUAUGAAGUGUGCCUGAAAGCAUCGCAGCUCCCCCUUGCUGCAUACACCGUGAUCCGUGGAUGCUGAUAGACACACACAGGAGCGGGGUCACCUUCGGUCUUUGCAUCGGAGAGAGGAGAAUCCCUCAGAAUACGACACUGAAAUCUAACAUCAUAUUCCUGGUGGUUGUCCACAAAGUGAGAAGAGCGCAGCCUUCCUGGGGGUGUAUGGAAACCUGAUUUCUCCUCAGGUGCAGAAGUGCAUGAGGAACUUGGCCUUGCAGUUGCCGCUUUCAGCCUUCAGCCAGUGUCGCUCCAUCCAGGAAAAUGUCCAGUUCAUACGAUGAAUCUGCUGGUGUCGAUGAGACGAUGGACAGCUUUUGGGAGGUGGGAAACUACAAGCGUGCCGUCAAACGGAUCGAUGAUGGCCACCGACUUUGCAAUGACCUCAUGGGCUGCCUUCAGGAACGUGCCAAGAUCGAGAAGGCCUAUAGUCAACAGCUGACCGACUGGUCUAAGAGAUGGAGACAGCUCAUCGAGAAAGGGCCUCAGUAUGGCUCGGUAGAACGGGCCUGGCUGGCCGUCAUGACGGAGGCCGAAAAGGUUGGUGACCUGCACCAGGAGGUAAAGAAUGGCCUGCUGAACGAGGAUGUGGAGAAGGUCAAGAACUGGCAGAAAGAAGCCUUCCACAAGCAGAUGAUGGGAGGCUUCAAGGAAACCAAAGAAGCAGAGGAAGGCUUCAAGAAGGCCCAGAAGCCAUGGGCCAAGAAGUUCAAAGAGAUGGAAACCGCUAAGAAGACCUACCACAUGGCCUGCAAGGAGGAGAAGCUGGCUGCCACUCGGGAAGCCAACUGCAAGGCGGAGGCCUCAGUCACUCCCGACCAGCAGAAGAAGCUCCACGAGAAGGUGGAGAAGUGUAAACAGGAUGUGCAAAAGGCCAAGGAGAAGUAUGAUAAGUCCUUGGACGAGCUGAACAAGUGCACGCCUCAGUACAUGGAGCAGAUGGAACAGGUGUUUGACCAGUGUCAGCAGCAUGAGGUCAAGAGACUCAACUUCCUCAAAGAGGUGCUGCUGGACAUCAAGCGCCACCUCAACCUCACCGAGAACCAAAACUAUGCCACAGUGUAUCGGGAGCUUGAACGUACCAUACUGGCAGCCAAUUCGCAGGAGGACCUGAAGUGGUUCAGCAACAACCAUGGUCCAGGCAUGCACAUGAACUGGCCAGCGUUUGAGUUAACUGGGCCUUCACAGGAAUAUAAUCCAGACGCCACCAACGCUGUGGCUAAGAGGGAGAAGAAGAAGCCUGAUGGUGUUGCCCCAGCCACUCCGAGCACAGAACACGCUGGACAACCCGGAGACCGCGGCAGUGUCAGUAGCUAUGACAAGAACCAGGCCUACUCGACCGAGUGGUCCGAUGACGAACAGCCCAACGCGUACUCGGGCAACGAGACUAACGGGGGCGGCAACUCCUUCGAGGACGACUCUGGCAGCGCGCGAGGCGGAGGCAGCGUCGGUGGUGGCAUCGGUGGUGGCGGCGGCAGCGGUGUGCGCGUGCGAGCGCUCUACGACUAUGAUGGACAGGAGCAAGAUGAGCUGAGCUUCAAAGCAGGCGAUGAACUCACCAAGAUCGAAGAAGAGGACGACCAGGGCUGGUGCAGAGGUCGCCUCGACAGCGGCCGAACAGGCUUGUACCCGGCCAACUACGUGGAGGAGAUGUAGUCCGCGACUGAGACAGUGCAAACCAUGGGGAGCCCGCUCAGAUUGUCCUUACAGAAGAGCACUGCGCCUAGCCAGAGACUUAGGAGCAACACAUGUCUUGCCCAAUCGAUGUGUGAAGCAGUUUCAUUCAAAAUCUUAGUAACCUAAACACAAAAAAAGUCUAACUAUCUAUACAGUAUAUAUUUAUCCACUGGGGGGAAUGCGCGCGGGAACGAAGGCAUUUAACCAAGUGUUCAUACUACUCACACAUUAAUAUACAUGCUACUUAAGCAGCUCCAUAGUACUGUUAUAUGAAUCCCACAAGCUGUGUGUUCCAAUUGGAUACACACAGCUCUCUGUAAGGGUUGAUGCAACAGUACAUUCUCUCACAGGUUAUCAUUAACUAUCACAAGCAACAUAGAGUAAUAGCAGCCGUAUACGUAACCCUAAUGUGAGCUACAGUGGAUGUGUAAGGAUUUCAGUGAUGACACAUAUCUUAUGUAGUCUCGCCCACGCAGUGGCAGCCCAUCUUCCAUAUGUUUCUAUUUUUAUUUUCCUAUUUUUUUUUCUUUCUUCUGUUCUCGUGUGGUGUUCCCUCACUGGUGAAACGUGUGUGUUGCAGUGCUGUUUUCUGUCUCUUAACACUGGAUUCUGGUUGCAUAGUAGCAUGCACUAUGCAAGAGAAUUGACUUGAAUCAUCAGGCCAUCAUCGCUUCAGGAUGCUAUGCUCACCACAUCCACAAACUCAGAUGGACGGGGGAGAGACGGACACAUAAACGAGACUGUAACUGAACCCUGAAAUCUUCAGGAAGUGGCAGGUGUGCAUAUUUCGUGGCAUUCGUGUCUCUGUAUGUCCUUUUAUCAUUUUCUAUAGACCCUUUCAACAAUAAAAACAAAAACAAUGCUUGAACAUUCUAUUUGGGCCCCAAUCUACUUCCUCUGCAUUAAGAUAACAUAUGGAAUGUUAAAAAGGAAGUCUUGUGGGGCCAACUAUGAUGCUGAUAAUGGAACUCUCUUGAAAGGGUCUAUAUGCAUAUCACUAUGAUCCAUGUCAAAGUAUGUAAAUGUUCGCAUAGUUUUAAUGCUAACAUUCCUGUAUUCAACUAAUAAGUGUUGGGACUACAAUAUCACAAACAUCUGAUCCAAUGGUACUACGCUACAAGAUGAACUUUUGAGGCUGUGAAACAGUAGUAUGGAUAUUUAGUUUGCCUAUUGCCUCCUAGGCACUGCUGAUGUGAUUGCUAACAGCAGUGCAUACUGUUAAUUGCAUGUUGAGGUGUUUCAGUGCUGUUUCGAGGUGCAAAGUUCAAGUCGUGGCUAAGUGUAUUAAAGUGGUAUCCUCCCUCAUCUUCAUCUGAUGAAUGUAGCCUGUUGUUGUCAGAGAGCAAUGCUACAAUAGCAUUCUGGACUGAUGGGACCAGGAGGCAACCUCAUCCACUGUGACUGAACACUGAAAAAAAGUUUUUUGUUUGUUUUUGUUUGUGUGUGUGUGUGUGUGUGUGUGAGAGAGAGUGUAUCAUAUGCAAGCGUGGCAUGUUGGUCUUGUCUUUUCAUUCCAUGUUCUCUCUUUUUUUUCUUUCUCUUUUUCCUUCUCGUUCUCUGUCGCUCCCGUCGUGAUGGCAGUGUUUGCUGAUGAUAUUUGCUUGGGUGUCAGUAGAGCACUUCACACACUCUCUGACAAGCUCUUGCUCCAUCAACACACACUUGAAACAGACCUCCUACUGAGCCACUGUAGUUUUAUGUGUUUUUUUUUUCUACCUUACAACUUACAACAACCAUAUGCAUCCGGUAUCACAAAGAUUAGCGCUGUUUCACGUGUAAUGUUUAGUAUAACACAGAGUGUGUUUCAGUGCACCAGAAUAUAACCUGGGAUUACGAAUCAGAUGCUCUUGUGUGAAAGCACAGCCACUGCUUCUACAAGAGUACUGUUUGUGGUUCAGUGGUAUCUAUAUACUGUAUAUCGGAGCUUUAAAUAUCUAGUUCUCUCCAAGCGCAUCCAGUACCUACACCUGUAACUUAGUAGCUAUGCUUCAAAUGAUGACCUGCAGUGACAGGUAAUGCUACUGUGACUGCGGUAAGAAAAAAAAAACUAAAGAAAAAAAACAAAGAGCGAUUUAUUUAAAUGCAACUACUCUCAUUGCCAAAAGUGAGAUUGAAAAACCUAAAUCGCAAAAAGUGUGGGGCCAAUGAUGAGAAGUCAUGCCGCCAAAACAAAGAAAAAGACAACAAAAACAAGAAGGAAUAUAUCAAGAAAACAAACCACAGAAAAAAAAGCUUGCUGGGGAAAUCGUGAGUGGUGUUGACUGGCGUGAGAAGUGAAAAGAAGGGAUUAGAAGGACUCGAGGAGACUGGAGGUAACUUGAGAAAGGCCCAUCACCAGCUCCCUGUGGUAUGUCUUAGGUCAUGCUGUCCAGCCUAGCAAAAAGAAUCCAUGACAUUUAUUGUUCAGAUAUCCCACGUCACCUGCACAGUAUAUAUAACACAUGCUGAAUAUGCAUACAGUGCUCACAUAUAUGGACAUACACACACACACACACACACACAUACACAUACACUCACAUAUUCAGAAAGACAUACAGGGCCAUGCACAAUGUCAAACUGUUACACAUGAAAACUCACUUACACACACAAACACACACACACACAAGCUGUUGGGGAAUAUUUUUGGGAUGAACAAACAUCUUUAUCAUAUCCAGUGUGUAUGAGUUGUGUUUAUGUAGACAUAAAAAAUAAAUUAAAAAAAUGCAAGUGAUUGAACACAGAUUUAAACAAUAGUGUCAUACUUGUAAAUGUUAUCAAAAAAUCAAUGAAAAAAGACAUACUGUAACAAUCAAUAGGCACCAUAUUGUAUUAAUUUCAUUUUGAUUGGAAUGGAAUUGUCUAUGUACCAUACCUGUAUAAACGCGUGUGGUUCACGCCGUCACAUUUGUAUAUGAUGAUGUAAUUUAAAGAUUAUAUUCUAUUGUAACUGUACAACUGUGUUGAGUAGAACAUGAUGACCUAUGUAAGUUGAAACAGUGAAGAAAAAGUGUACAUGUAAAUGCUUUUUUUUGUUUUUCUUCCUUAUGCACACUUAUGAACAGAUGACGGCUUAUGUUGUGAAAACUCUAUUUUAGCAGUCCUAGAAGAUGUAGGUAUGUUCAUAGUUAGUGAUGUAAUUUGAAUCUCCUAACUGGUGUAGUGCCUGUCCAUCUCAAUAUAACAUGACGUUCAUUUAAAUAUGCAUAAAGAUCAUGAUGAUUAUGAUUAUGAUGAUGAUUAAGGCAUCGGUGAUGAUGACUAUUAUAAUGAUGAUGAUAGUAACAAGCAACCUGGAUCUAAGUUGUUGUAGUGAUGUCAAUAUUGCAAUAUUGGUUUGAGAAGGAAAACAAGUUUGUUGAGAAAACAUGGGGUGUCAUGUUACCUGUGUGAUCAUGUCUACCCACCCA